AUGGGAGGCACAACAGGGGCUGCUUCGACGGCGGCGGCAGAGUCGGCUUUGACAUCAACAUUAUCAACAUUAACAGCAACACCGAGAACGACGGUAACGGUCAGCGCCAACCUACUGGCAACAGUUGGCAGCCUUGGCCAUAGCGGGCACGGCGGCCAUAGCGCAAACGGUCUGAACGUCAACGUUAUUAAUGACAAGGGUCUCGAGCCACGGGCGCGCUGCAGCCAGUGCGGGCGCCGGCGCACAGGGUGCCACCACCUCCCGCAUCAGCAGGGCGUCCAGCAGCCCGCCUCCUCGUCGUCGGCCGCCAGUGCAAUAAUUGCCAACGGAGCCCUCAGCGCCGCCGCUCCGCACACACGACCCCGCAGGAUCUCCAAGCUAAGACACCGCGCUGCUUUAAGUGUAACCUCUGCCCAACAACCCCAACAGGCCCAGCAAUCCAAUGCCGCCGUCGCCGCGCUUACUUUCUCGCAACCCACCUUUCACUCGGCCUCGGAAUCGAGCGACGCCAGCAGCCCUGCCAUGGAACCGCCCGUGCUCUCGUUUUACGGAAAAGAGCCCGUGCCGCUGCCCUCGCGUUUUGCCCAGAUCAAGCGCAGUCUCGUCGCCGGCCACGAGAAAGAGCUCGAGGCGUCGUGGGCCCGCCUGAUCCAUGCGCUGCGCGACCAUGUCGACGACAUUGCGUCGCGGGGCUCCAGCCUGACGCCAAGCAUUGACUUUGCCGACAUCCGCAACCCGGACGCCCGUGCCGCCUUCUCAUGCGACCUCAAACGCUACGGCCUCGGGUUAAUACGCGGCGUCGUUCCCCGCGCCGAUGCGCAGGUCGCCAUUGACGAGACGGUAAAGUACCUCGAGAAGCAGACCGACUACAAGGAGCCGCCGCCUCAGGAUCCGACAUGCUUCGACUUUUUCUGGACCCCUGCGCAGGUGCGCACGCGAGCACACCCCCGCGUUAUGGAGGCCCAACGGUUCGCCAUGUCGCUGUGGGACAAUGCCGCCGACGAUCGCAUGGCCAUCCGCUUUCCCAUUGCGUACGGAGACCGUUUGCGCAUCCACGGCGCAAACAUUGGCAACGUGGGUCCCGACGCCCCACCAAAGGCCAGAGAGUCGGAACCCUUGCGCGACGAGGACGCCGACGACGGCCUGGAAGCGCAACAAGCCGCUGCAGAGUUGCUCGGCGAUUUCAACUCCUCGACCGUCAUUGCGCAGGUCGACAACGGUAGUCUCGAGCGAUGGGAGCCCGACGGCUACGGACGCGGCGGCACCUACGACGCCGUGUUCAGGGGCGAGUGGGAGAAGUACGACCCCUGGGACCCAACAUACCGCGUCAGCGCCACGCCGGACCUCUACAACGGCUACGGCGCCUGCAGCAUCUUCCGCAUGUACCAAGGCGUCGUGGCCCUCAGCACCAUCGAGCCGGGCCUGAUCCGCCUGCUCCCCAGCCCCAAGCUGGCGACCGCAUACUUCUUACUCCGGCCCUUCUUCUCGCCCAAAACAAAGCCACCCGAGCGCCGUGACGGUCCCGAGUGGGACGCCUUCCUCGACCCGUCCAACUGGGCCCUCGACAAGGAGCAGACCACCAUCAUCCACGGCGCCGUCCCGGGCCACGCCCAGCGCAUCACCGAGCUCUGGCACCCGCACCUGCACAUCCGCCGCACCCUCGUCACCAUCCCCACCCUGCAGACCGGCGACUACAUCGUCUGGCACCCGGACCUGGCAUACCACAUCACCUCCAACCCCAACGUCAUGGCCAGCCGCGCCCCGACUCCUCCCCCGCGCGACGAAAACAACAACAGCAACGACUCUGCCCUCUCCGGCGGCGGCCGCCCCGUAUCAAUUUUGGUCUACGUCCCCGCCGCGCCGCUCACUCAGACAAACGCGCUGUACCUCGCCCGCCAGCGGAAGACCUUCCAGCGGGGCCACCCGGGGCCGGACUUUGACUCGACGGGGAGCGGUCUUGGCAGCGAGGCGACCCACGUCGGGCGUCCGACCGAGACGGAUAUCGCCGAGGUGGGCGGACCGGCCGGGUUGCAGGCCAUGGGGCUUGCGCCCUUUGAUGUGGCGCCUACGCCGCCGGAUGCGAACGCUACCCAGGCUGCGGCUGCUGAUGGGGAUGUGGACAUGAACGGGGAGUCGGCGUCGGCGCAGCAACAGCAGCAGCAGCAGCCGUCUAUGACGAGGGCGGAAGCCGAGGUGGCGCGCAUGGCGAACAUUAUCUUGUUUCCCGACCGAUACGACUUUUACAUGGCCAAGCGCAACGCGAACGGGAGUAAGAGGAGUAAGGUUCGGGUGGAGAAGUUGUUGAACCCCGUGGAGGAUGAUAGUGGGAGAGGAAAGGCGAAGGGGAAGGAGGCGGCGGGCAGGAGCUGA
Parathielavia appendiculata is the source of this 2370-nucleotide messenger RNA. RefSeq lists its product as uncharacterized. The transcript has 2 exons. The coding region runs from base 1 to 2370 and encodes 789 amino acids. The record is from RefSeq and is a predicted model, not a curated record. Lineage: Eukaryota; Fungi; Ascomycota; Sordariomycetes; Sordariales; Chaetomiaceae.